UUAGUUUAUUAACAAAUUGAUUGGUCACCAUCUGAAUUGGUAGAGUAUGGGUGUCAAUGUAGUUGUCAGUGUGAAGAAGAAAACAUCCACACUCAAGACCAAGAUUCAUACCCAUACUCUGCAUCCAUAUCCUACCGACUCGGAUGGUUACCAAUCAAUUUGUUAAUAAACUAAUUAAUUAUAAUAAAACUUUAUAUAUACAACAGAUCAUAUUUGAUCCAGACUUGUUUUUAAUUAUGAAUUCGUUCGGCGAUGUUGAAAUCGGCGAAAAUGGAAAUUACUGUUUUAUCAUUCGCUCAUCGUUUUCAGUACUGGUCGAUACGUACAUGCUUAGACGGCACCGUCGCCGUUGCCUCCCCAGUUAUAUUAUGUGGCAAAAGUUUGUUAAAACUUUAGAAUAGGAGAGCAAAUAGCUUUUUAAAGAAAUAAGAUGUCGACAAGAUUUCUAUGAGUAAUAGUUCAGCAAUAGUUGUAGUUUUACAAGGAACCAGAUUCAGUGAUUUUAUGGCCGAGUUGCACGUAAAAUUACAAUUAAUUCUGCACUAUAAAUCGUAAUAAUCUCAUCAACUUCUUAUGGUUUCAAAUAAUCGCUGGUUGGCAUGCAAAGUUAUAUACUUAAGAAAAAUUCUAUCAACUUUUUUUUUUCUCUGUCACCGCUUUCAGCAGCAUCGACAAACAAAGAAAAAAACAAAAAUCUCACGUUCUGUGGUUGUCAAGUUGGAAUUUUUCUUAGCUUAAUCGUCUUUUUUUUAAUUUCAGUACAACAUUUGUUUUGGAGAAUAAAGAACUUGAAGCUAUGAAUGAACUUCGAGCUUUAUGGACUAAUUGUACGUCAACACUUUCGGUUUCAUUAGAACAUCCAAAUAAAUUAUAUGGAAACAUUAAAAUUGAACCAACAAGUUCAAUUGAUUUUAUUGAUUACAUUGAAUUAUAUAUUAAUGAUGUUGCACUAAAAGUGAAUAUAGAACCAACAAAGUUGCAUUUUUCAGCAGUAGGUUUUGCUGGUGGAGAACAAUAUGAAGUAUAUGUUGUUGCUUAUCCAAAAGAUAAUAUUACUCAUGUUGAACCGAUUUCAUCAAAUAAACGAGCAUUUGAAAUACCGCGAGAAGUUCAUGGUGGUGGGCCAUUAAUUAGUUUAGCUUUAUCAAGUGAUCAAAAUACAUUACUUUUAAUGUGGGCACAUAUUGGUGAUCAUGUUAGUGAAUAUAUUGUUUAUGUUGAUAAUAUUGAAACAAAAAUUAUUACUGAACGAGAUUUUAAUGAUUUUUAUGGUAUUUAUUUUCAUGGUGCACAACAACGUAAAAAAUAUUCAUUUCAUAUUGAAGCGAAAAUAAAAAAUACUAAUGAAAUUCGUAAAUCGAAUGUUAUUAUUGUGGAUACACCAUUAGAUUUACCAGUUAAGGGACCAGUAGUUGAUCGAUAUUUUCCUUAUAUUACAGUUAAUGAUGAAGAAACACCAUCUAAUAUCACUAUUGAAAAGGGUUCGGAUCGGUUAUCUUCUUCAAAAUUAUCUAUCAAAAGUUCUUCUCCUUCUUUGCCUGCUCCUCCUUCUCCUGCAGCCUCUUCACGGCCAAGUAUUCAUAAAGUUGAUUUGAAUGCUGCAUCAUUAAACACGAGUGAAAACAUUCCUCAAAAAACUGAUGAUUAUGAUAAUGAUAAAACCAAUAAUAUAAAAGAGCAAGAAGAGCGACAACAAUCGCCUGUUUCCAAUGAAAUAUUAACAAUGCAAGUAAAAGUACCAGAAAAAAUUGAUGAAAAUAUAGAAGACUUUACAACAGAAAAACUUAAAACAAUACAACAACAAAAUGAAAAUUUUAUUUUAUCUGAUGAUUCUAAGCGUCGAGCACAAGAUCUUCUUAAACAAUUAAUACAAGCUAUUGAAAAUCGUUCAAAGCAAUCAAAUUCAAAUUCAAAUUCAACGCAUCCACAUAAAUCAUUUCCUGGUGCUCAACAUUAUAAAGAUGAUCAACUUGUUUCACAACGAUUAUCAGUAUCUUCUCAUGAUCCAUUUACAGAUAGACUUCCACCGAAACCAAAACGACGUUCAACAACACUGAAUAAAAAUCUUAAUCAAACUGAUAAUACAAUGUCUAAUGACACUUCAUAA
Messenger RNA from Rotaria sordida, 2107 nucleotides. The record is from the annotation of a GenBank genome assembly. NCBI's taxonomy places the organism in Eukaryota, Metazoa, Rotifera, Eurotatoria, Philodinida, Philodinidae.